AUGCGCUGUGUCCCCCGGACACAGCUGAUCACCGAUCACGGAAAGAGCCGAAGAUGUUGGCUCCGUCAUGUGAUCAGCUGUGUCCAAUCACAGCUGAUCACAUGGGACAUGUGCACAGAUCAUCAGGGCACUGAUGAUCAGUGUGCCCUGAUGAUCAGUGUAGCCCCAGCAGUGCCACCUGUCAGUGUCCAUCAGUGCCUUAUGUCAGUGCUCAUCAGUGCCUCGUGCCAGUGCCCAUCAGUGCCACGUGCCAGUGCCCAUCAGUGCCACAUCAGUGCCACAUAUCAGUGCCUACCAGUGCACAUCAAUGCCACAUAGUGCCCAUCUGAGCUGCAUUUCAGUGUCACCCAUCAGUGCCAGUCAGUGCCACCUAUCAAUG
Staurois parvus is the source of this 379-nucleotide messenger RNA. NCBI's taxonomy places the organism in Eukaryota, Metazoa, Chordata, Amphibia, Anura, Ranidae. The record is from the annotation of a GenBank genome assembly.